AUGGGGAAACCGAUGAGGAUGGGGGUGCAGGAGAGGCGGCUGCUCUGGCCGAAGCGGGUUCACUGGAGUCGCCUCCUCUUCGUAUUAGGAACAUUGAUCAUCGUUUCCACCUACCAGCACUUCAGGAGCCCCCGGGGCCUCCCCUCACUGUGGGCAGCAGUGUCUUCCAAACACCCUAUAAAACUAGCCAGCCGGGACCUCCCCAACAAUGAGAUGAUGGUGAGCAGUGACCCUCCAAAAUCUAGCUUUGAAAUAGAGGGUGAGACACAGACACCCCAAGCCACAGUGGGCAGAGAUGGAACUACACCUGGCAUAACAAUGGAGCACACCCCCAGGACACCCAGAAGGACAACCAGCAUCACUCCAACAAUACCCAAGAACAACUACAGCCCAGCAACAACAAACACAGAAGGAGUGAAGGAAAACGCCCCAGCCACACCCAGUGGAGUACUGAGUCACUACAGCCCAACUGCAAGCAGACCAGUAGUAAAGAAUCACAGCCCAGCGACACCCAGGGGAGAAAUGAAGAGCUACCGCCCAACUCAAGCGAGGAGAAAGGUGAAGAAACACACCCCAUCCCCACCUGGUAGAGUGGUCAGCAGUUAUGCCCCACCCACACUCGUGACAAUGACAAGGAGCCAUGGGACCACCCCCAGAACAACAGUGAAAGACAAAGAAAUUAUGGCAACCAAUAAAAUACUGGAGACCAACCCCUCCAAGAGAAUAGUGGAGGAAACCACCCCAACUCCUCUUAAGGGAAUAACUGAUAACACUCCAACUUUCCUGAUAAAUGACAUCGAAACAGACACUUUGACUUCUCCAAGGAGUGUGAUGGAGAAGAACACCCAAACUACUUCCAGAAGAGUGGAUAACAAUAACCCAACAAGCCACCAGGGAUUAGUGGGAAAGAACAACCUGACAGCUCCCCAAGGAGUGGUCCUGGAGCACACCGCAGCCCUCUCUGAGGGGCAAGUGACAGUAAGCUCCAUGACGGGCAGCAGCCCAGCCAAAACCAAAGCCUCUACUGCUGCCUGGAAGGUUAGGAAUCCCUCGUCCAGAACUAGCACACCAACCAUCGGAAUAUCCUCAGCCACCGUCUGGGGGCUGGUGAAAGCUCCUUCCACAGCACCCAGCACCCCAGCAACUCCUAGGAUCAGGGCAUCUCCGACCACUCAGGUCCGUCACUGUGUGGUUGUGGGGCCAGCCCCAGCUGCGCCUACUGCCCCCUCCCCCCGUCUGACAACGGCUGUGAUCCCAGAGGUGGAUCCCAGCCCCAGUCCCUCAGUGCUGCCUCCUAGCCAGCCAGACCUCCACCCCAAGGCAGAGUACCCCCAAGACCUGUUCAGCGUGGAGGAGCGGAGGCAGGGCUGGGUGGUCCUGCACAUCUUUGGCAUGAUGUAUGUGUUUAUAGCCUUGGCCAUCGUGUGUGAUGAGUACUUUGUUCCAGCCCUGGGCGUCAUCACAGACAAGCUGCAGAUCUCUGAGGAUGUGGCAGGUGCCACAUUCAUGGCUGCUGGAGGCUCUGCCCCUGAGCUCUUCACCUCCCUCAUUGGCGUCUUCAUCUCUCAUAGCAACGUGGGCAUCGGCACCAUAGUGGGCUCUGCUGUGUUCAACAUCCUCUUUGUUAUUGGCACUUGUGCCCUCUUCUCACGGGAGAUCCUCAAUCUUACCUGGUGGCCCUUGUUCCGUGACAUCUCCUUCUACAUCUGUGACCUAAUGAUGCUCAUCCUCUUCUUCCUGGAUAGCCUCAUUGCCUGGUGGGAGAGCCUGCUGCUGCUGCUGGCCUAUGCCCUCUAUGUGCUCACCAUGAAGUGGAACAAACAGCUUGAGCUCUGGGUGAAGGAGCAACUCAACAAGAGGCCAGUGGCCAAGGUCAUGGCCCUAGGGGACCUCAGCAAGCCAGGCGAUGAGGCAGUUGUGGUGGAUGAGCAGGAGGAUAACAAGAAGCUGAAGCUCCCGUCAGUGCUGACCCGAGGGAGCAGCUCGGCCUCUCUGCACAACAGCACCAUCCGCAGCACCAUCUACCAGCUCAUGCUCCACAGCCUGGACCCUCUGGGGGAAGCCCAGUCCUCCAAGGACAAGGAGGAGGAGAGCUCGAAUCAGGAGGCCAAAGCCAAGCCUCAGGCCAAAGCAGAGAACAAACCAGAGGAGGAGCCAGCCAAGCUCCCUGCAGUCACGGUCACACCAGCGCCUGCUCCAGACGUCAAGGGAGACCAGGAGGAGGAUCCUGGCAGCCAGGUAGAUGCGGCUGGAGCUGAGAGCACAGGUGAAAGGACAGGUGAUGAGGCUGAAGCUCCUGAGGGUGAAAAUGGAGAGCAGAGUGGAGGUGAUGCUCGACUAGAAGGUGAAGGUGAAGUCGAAGCAGAAGGAAAAGAGGAGGAUGAAGGUGAAGCAGAAAGGAAAGGAGAUGACGAAGGAGAUGACGAAGGUGAAGUCCAAACAGGAGAAGAUGGUGAAAUGAAAGGUGAAACUGGAGAGCAGGAAUUCAAUGCUGAAUAUCAAGGUGGAGCUGAAGAGGAUGAGAAAGGUAUAAAUGGUGAAGAGGGAGGCAAUGGAGGUGACAGUGAAGACAAGGGGGAGGAGGAAGAGGAUGAGGAGGAUGAGGAGGAAGAGGAAGACGAGGAGGAAGAUGAGGAGGAGGAGGAGGAGGAGGAGGAAAAUGAGAAGCCUUUGUCACUGGAAUGGCCUAAGACCAGGCAGAAGCAGGCUAUUUACCUCUUUCUCCUGCCCAUUGUGUUCCCGCUGUGGCUGACGGUGCCCGACGUCCGGAGGCUGGAGGCUAGGAAGUUUUUUGUUAUCACCUUCCUGGGAUCCAUCGUGUGGAUAGCCAUGUUCUCAUACCUCAUGGUGUGGUGGGCUCACCAGGUUGGUGAAACAAUAGGGAUUUCUGAAGAGAUUAUGGGUCUGACAAUCCUAGCAGCAGGCACGUCAAUCCCUGACCUCAUCACCAGCGUGAUCGUCGCUCGGAAAGGCCUGGGAGACAUGGCUGUGUCCAGCUCUGUGGGCAGUAACAUAUUUGACAUCACCGUGGGCCUGCCCCUUCCGUGGAUGCUUUUCUCUCUUAUCAGUGGCCUGCAGCCUGUCCCAGUCAGCAGCAAUGGCUUGUUUUGUGCAAUUGUGUUGCUUUUUCUCAUGCUCCUGUUUGUGAUCUCCUCAAUCGCAUUAUGCAAAUGGAGGAUGAACAAGAUCCUGGGCUUCACCAUGUUCCUCCUGUACUUUGUAUUCCUCGUCAUCAGCGUGAUGUUAGAGGAUCGAAUCAUAUCCUGUCCUGUGUCUGUGUGA
Molecule: messenger RNA, 3282 nt
Organism: Camelus dromedarius (Arabian camel)
Lineage: Eukaryota; Metazoa; Chordata; Mammalia; Artiodactyla; Camelidae
Gene: SLC24A1
Product: solute carrier family 24 member 1
Exons: 11
Coding region: 1-3282 (1093 amino acids)
Biological process (GO): calcium ion transmembrane transport; visual perception; intracellular calcium ion homeostasis
Cellular component (GO): plasma membrane
Molecular function (GO): calcium channel activity; calcium, potassium:sodium antiporter activity
Source: RefSeq, a predicted model, not a curated record